CUGUAGCCGUCGAUGAUCAACACUCUUCUAAGACACACCCUUUACACCACAACUGAAGAAGGGCCAAGGUACUUGAUACAGCUACAGAGGAAUCCGCACCCAUUGCCACCAAAUCCACACAAAAUGGCUACCCCCGAGCAACAGAAAUUCGCCACACAGAUCGACGCCAACCAGCAGGCGUUGAUUGCCCGUCUGGCCGAGGCGGUCGCCAUCCCGUCUGUAUCGGGUGAUGCGCGGUACCGCAAGGCAUGCUUUGACAUGGCUGAUUGGCUGCUCGCCAGCUUGACCAAGCUGGGCGCCAAGGGAGAGCUCAGGCCGCUGGGCAAGCAGAACCUCGAGGGCCAACAGAUCGAGCUCCCACCUGUGAUCCUGGCGGACUACGGCAACGACCCCAAGAAGAAGACAAUCUUGGUCUACGGACACUACGACGUGCAGCCUGCACUCAAGAGUGACGGAUGGGAGCAUGAGCCAUUCAAGCUGACUUUCGACGAAAAGAGCGGCCGCAUGUAUGGACGAGGCUCGACCGAUGACAAGGGGCCCAUUCUGGGUUGGAUCAACGUCAUCGAGGCGCACCAGCAGGUUGGUGUUGACCUACCCGUCAACUUGAAGAUCUGUUUCGAAGGUAUGGAGGAGUCCGGCAGUGUCGGCCUAGACGACCUGGUGGAGAAAGAGAAAGAUGCUUUCUUCAAGGGCAUCGAUGCCAUCUGUAUCUCGGACAACUACUGGCUUGGCACAAAGAAGCCGUGCCUGACACACGGUCUGCGCGGUAUCCAAUACUUCAAGCUGGCCAUCAACGGUCCCGGCGCAGACUUGCACUCGGGCGUCUUUGGCGGAGUCGUGCACGAGCCUAUGACGGACCUGUUCGCGAUCAUGUCCAAGCUUGUCACGCCGCAGGGCAAGAUUCUCAUCCCUGGUAUCAACGAGCUCGUCGCGCCGCUGACGGACGAGGAGAAGAAGCGGUACGACGUGAUGGAGUUCCAGAUCAGCGACAUUGACGAGGCAACCGGCAGCCAGACGGCCAUCAGCGACGAGAAACAGCAGGUGCUCAUGGGCAGGAUGCGCUACCCUAGCUUGUCCCUGCACGGCAUUGAGGGUGCCUUCUCUGAGCCUGGCACAAAGACGGUUAUUCCCAGCCGCGUCGUUGGCAAGUUCAGCGUCCGACUUGUACCUGACAUGACCCCCGAGAAGGUCGUGGAGGUCGUGGAGAAGUACAUCAAUGAAGAGUGGAAGAAGCUCGGCUCCAAGAACACUAUGCGCCUCGAUGCCGAGCCCGGUGGAAAGCCAUGGUUGGCAGACCCGAACCACUACAACUACCGCGCUGCUUCCAAGGCGACCGAGACGGUCUACGGCGUCAAGCCUGACUUGACGCGUGAGGGAGGUAGCAUUCCUGUUUCGUUGACGUUCUCGGAGAUUCUCGGCAAGAAUCUGUUGCUCCUUCCGAUGGGUCGCUCGAACGACGGCGCUCACUCGAUCAAUGAGAAGCUGGACAUUUCCAACUACAUUAAAGGCACACAGCUGCUCGGGCUGUACCUGCACGAAGUUGCUAACGCCGCGUAGAUGUGUUCUUGUAUUGAAGCCCUCUUGUCAUGUGCUAGCAGACACUCAUGCCUCGCGAGCUGGCCAUGCCUGCAUCCUCACUGAAUCGCCCUAUCUACGUUUGUAAGA
Tilletiaria anomala UBC 951 is the source of this 1665-nucleotide messenger RNA. RefSeq names its product CNDP dipeptidase. Gene Ontology annotation, molecular function: metallodipeptidase activity. The transcript is spliced from 7 exons. Lineage: Eukaryota; Fungi; Basidiomycota; Exobasidiomycetes; Georgefischeriales; Tilletiariaceae. The record is from RefSeq and is a predicted model, not a curated record. Bases 124 to 1557 code for a protein of 477 amino acids. Gene Ontology annotation, biological process: proteolysis.